Schistosoma haematobium is the source of this 18272-nucleotide messenger RNA. It is a transcript of the gene STK4, whose product is annotated as Serine/threonine-protein kinase 4, variant 2. The coding region runs from base 74 to 1936 and encodes 620 amino acids. Gene Ontology annotation, molecular function: ATP binding; magnesium ion binding; phenylalanine-tRNA ligase activity. Gene Ontology annotation, cellular component: phenylalanine-tRNA ligase complex; cytoplasm. Gene Ontology annotation, biological process: intracellular signal transduction; protein phosphorylation; regulation of MAPK cascade. The transcript has 19 exons. The record is from RefSeq and is a predicted model, not a curated record. Lineage: Eukaryota; Metazoa; Platyhelminthes; Trematoda; Strigeidida; Schistosomatidae.
CUGAAUCUGAACGGUGUCUGCGGUAAAUAUAAAUAUUUCCUCGUGACCUACGUGAAGGUCAUACUUUGGGAUAAUGCCGAUCGUGUCUAUCUCUCAAUCGGUUUUAUUCCGUAAACUUCAAAAGGAAUAUUCACAAGAAGAAUUUGAAGAAUUAUGCUUCAGUUAUGGUCUCGAACUGGACGAAGUUGUAACGGAAAAAGAACUAGUUACUAGAGAAAAGGGAAAGGAAAAGUCUAGAGGGUGUAGUACCGAACCGGUUUAUAAGGUUGAAAUACCUGCUAAUCGUUAUGAUUUACUUUGUCCUGAGGGUUUAUCUCGAGCUCUUAUGAUAUUUGAAUCAAAGAUUAAGCCCCCGGUUUUUGUCACCAAGAAACCUCAAAAUCUAAUUCAGUUGCAUGUUUUGCCGUCGACCCAAAGUGUUAGACCUUUUGUCGUUGCUGGUGUAUUAAGAAACAUUGUGCUGGAUGAGUCUAGGCUCAAUAGUUUCAUCGAUUUACAAGAGAAGCUCCACCAAAAUUUGUGCAGAAAACGAUCUUUAGUGGCCAUUGGAGCGCAUGAUUUGGACACUUUAAAUCCACCUUUCUUCUAUGAUGCUAAAUGUCCUAAAGAUAUUCGCUUUAAAGCGUUGAACAAAACUGAAGAGCAUAAUGCUGAAGAACUAAUGCAAAUACUUUCUAGUGAUUCACAUUUAAAACAAUAUCUCUCAUUAAUUCAAGAUAAACCUAAAUAUCCAAUUAUUUUCGACAGUUCCAAUACUGUUCUAUCAAUGCCUCCAAUAAUAAACGGUGAACAUUCUCGUAUUUCUACUAAAACACGAAACGUUUUUAUUGAAGCAACUGGAACUGAUUUACACAAAGCUAUUGUUGUUCUCGAUACACUUAUCACAAUGUUCUCAGAGUAUUGUGAGGAACCAUUUACCGCUGAAUCUGUCGGAGUUAUUCAACAUGAUGGCAGUCGUUUUUUAUAUCCACGUCUAGAUUAUCGUGAUGAAGUUGUCAGUAUUGAUUAUAUCAAUCGUCAAUUAGGUACCAAUAUUUCUGAAACAGAAGUGAUCAAUUUAUUAAAUCGUAUGGGUUUCACUUGUACAACUGUAUCGUCGAAUCAAUGUAAAGAUUCAACUUCAGAUAUAUUAACAACAGGUCAAAAUGCAACUGGUCUAAUCUCUGUAAGAAUACCACCCACAAGGCAUGAUAUUUUACAUGCAUGUGAUAUAGCUGAAGAUGUUGGGAUUGCAUUCGGUUAUGAUAAUAUACCUGAAUGUUUACCACAAACCUAUUGUGUAGCUGGUAAUCAACCAAUCAGUCGGUUGACAGAUCUUAUUCGUGCUGAAAUAGCUCAAAUGGGAUUUACUGAAGCAUUAAGUUUCUCAUUAUGCUCCAGGGAAGAUAUCAGUACUAAACUGAGGCAAAAAUUAGAUGAUAUCCCAGCUGUACACAUAUCUAAUCCUAAAACGCUUGAUUUUCAAGUUGUCAGAACCAGUUUAUUACCAGGAUUGUUGAAUACAUUAGCCAGUAAUAAAAGUUUAGCAUUACCUUUGAAAUUAUUUGAAGUUCAAGAUAUUGUACUGAAAAAUCCAUCUAAAGAUGUUGGCGCUAGCAAUCAUCGACGUAUUUGUGCAGUUUACUACAAUAAAAAUUCUGGCUUUGAAAUAAUCCAUGGUUUGUUAGAUAGAUUAAUGCAAUUGUUACAAAUUGAAUCAAUUUUGUCAAAUACAACAAAGAAAUCUAAUGAUCAUGAAAAAAAAUCAAAUUUGAGUUAUAGAUUGAACGCUACAUCCGAUCCAACAUACUUUGAUGGUCGUUGUGCUGAUAUUAUAUUGGAGCCUGACAAUAAAAUUAUUGGACGAUUGGGUAUUCUACAUCCUGAUGUUAUACAAAAUUUUGAAUUGACGAUGCCUUGUUCAGCUUUAGAUUUAGAUCUCGAAGUGUUUCUUUGACUGUUAUCUAUUUAAACUGACUAUGUAAAGAAAAAAAUCUUCUUUCCAAAAUAAAGGAUUUUCCGAUGAGUUUACUGAGAUUCAGUGCUUUGUAAAAACUACUAAUUGAAAGAAUGUUAUCCUUUCAACAAAAUUCCAUUGAAUGCAAUAAUUUACAAGCCAACUUUCCGAACAUUAAUAUUUCCGACCUACAGAGCGUCUCAGCAACAAUAACAAUACAUGCUAAGAAUUCAAACACACCUCUAAUAAUAUGAGAAUGGUUGUAACUGAAUAUUAAUAUUCGCUUUAACAGUAAGCUGUUUAAAUAAGUUCACAUCACAUAUCUUUAGGGAACAGCCAGUUUGCGUGAAAAGUUUUACAGUGCAGUUGUUAAAUUAGUCGUUCUCCUUAGAUCUAAUCACAUAAAGUUUCAAAACUGUCUGGUCAAGUAUCAUUACGCUACACAAUAUUUAUUUUACGUGUAUGAAAUCUGUGGGUUGUAGGUAUUUGAUCAUAAGUAUGCUUGACACACCACUACUAAAAUAAAACACCUGAGUGUGUGACGAAUGCUGUACUGUAAACCUUCACUACAACGUGUGCUUAGUUGGCACCUAUUUAUAGUGUGAGUUAAUCACGCUUUCAGACUUUUAGAUUAACACCUUAUUAAUAAAUGUUGUUAUGAACGGUACAAGUUCUUCAUAUAGAAUCAUUGAAAUAAUUAAUUGUUAAACCAAGGUAAGUGCCUCUAUAUCAAAGGAAGACGAUCUCGAUAUCCUUGAGUGCUGCUAGAGGUAUGACUAGUUUUGGGGAUGGUUGAAAGAAAGUUGGGGGCGGCCAAAUCAAAACGUAGCAUCAGUCUUUGAAGUCACUAACUUCUAGUCUUAGCCAUGUUGGUAGAUGCAAACUACUUGGUUGGGGACUCUGGGUGACAUCGCUCAGAAUUGAUGUAGCUGACUGAUUUUCAGUAUCUAAACGCACUAUUAUAAUGCACGUCUAUUAAUACAACUUUAAUCGUUCUCUUGAUUUCAAUUACCAGUUGUAAAUAGAUCGUUAUACUGUAGAAAGUUUGUUGAACAAAAAAGAAGCAAGUAUUUAUCAUGAUAGUAUAAUAUUUAUUCUUUAAUGAGAUGUACUCGUUGUUCAACUUUUCGUUUUGAAUAUACAGCAAUCGAAAAAUGUACAACUCCUUCUAUACACCAAAAAAAAAUCAUUUUUCUUAAUUUUCAGUUAUGAUACAAUCGUCGUCGUCGUCAUCAUCAUUAUCAGUUAAGUUGUCUUCGUCAUUAUCAUCAAUGGGACACUGGUCAUCUUUAACUUUCUCUAAACCGAUCAAUCCACAAUUAAUUUUUGCACCUUUAAUAUUUUUGACUAAUGAUAAACGAUGUUUCAGCAUUUUGUCUAUCUCAGAUUUAGAAUCAUGAUGUGAAUUAGAUACAUUGACAUUAUCUACAUUAGAUUCUCCAAUGGUAAUAUUCUCAUCAUCGUCAUCAUUAAUUUGAUGUAGUUUAUGUUCUGUAAUAAUAAAUCCUAAUUUGUAAAAUGUAAUUGCUACAUUCAACUAGCGAAAUAGCAAAAAGAGAAAAGAAAAUGCACAUAAAGUUAAUCAACGCUGAUACAUAAGAGAUAACUUCUAAUAAAACUGAUGAAUAAAUUGAUUCAUACUUAAAAUAUCCAGCUCUGACAUACUUAUGAUUUUGAAGUAUGUUUUACUUCAAAUGUUCAGAUAUUAUUCUGACAACCAUUACAUAAUCAUUACUUUACAUCAGUUUUCCAUCAGUACGUACUCACAUACAUUAUGCUUUUGGGGGGGGGGAAGGAACAGUUCGUGAUAAUUUUGCCUUGAUGAUUGAAAUUCAUCAUAAGUCAGUCAGUUUAAACUAAAAAAAACAACUUCCGAAAUCAACUACAGCCUAAGACUGUGAACAAAAUGAAUCAUUAUCUACCAUAUAAGAUAUUCUGUAACCAAAUACGAAUAUCCUUUUUUUCUAAGACACAAAUGUGUUCGUAAAAUAUCUCGUCUACUUAUUUGAAUGGUGUGGUCCGAACAGUAUUAUCAGAUCUUAAUGGCUGUUUGUUUAAGAAAGUCAUCUCCCAGUACAUAUCAUUUCAUUGUUGAUACGAAACGUAUCAAGACAAAGGUUUGUACAAGAUUUGUUGAAUUUGCUUGUAUAACAGUGUAGUACACACCAUUUACAUAAUUUCGUUUGACCUCCCAACCUUUACACACUAGGGUAAUAUGUACAUUGAAAGCUAUAUCAUUAGAACAAAAUGAACGAAUUUCAUUGACACCAACAACCAGUCAGUUGGAAACAACAUGAUACCUUGAACAGAAAAUAUGUAUUAGUCCAAAUUUAUAUUAUAAUGAAUAAUUUAUCCCAUCGAAUAGUUUUAUACAGUUAAAGUCAAUGCAAAUAAUUAAUUAUCCAACCUUAACCUAGCUAUGCCUUUGGAAUAGUGUAGCUUCACCUCAUGAAACAAUAUAAGGAAUCAAUCGUAAAAACGGAUUACAAUAUCUUAAGUUGAACACAUCUAUACCUAUAUGUAUACUUCAAGCGCAUAGAUUAAUUUGAUCAGUUUUUGCUGUGUGUGUAAUGCAUACUUCCACUAGAAACCAAAUGAACAUAAUAAAUCCUUACAUAUAUACAAUGGAAUCUAUGCCUAUGUGUAUGCUAAGGAGUGGAUGAAUUCCAAACUUGUGUAUUUCUGGUGUGCAUAUAACGUGUAUUCUUCAAAUAAUAGUAGCUUCCAUAUUCUCAUAAUAGAAGCUAAUCGAAGCACUCGGUGCCGGGGGUUCUAUGGUAUCCUCCACAGAAAAGAUAUAUCCUACCCCGAAUAUGUGUGCCUGUAUGAAUUAAUGAAACAUUUGUUGAAAAGUGCCAAUGAGCUUCCUCCAACCUUUAUGAGGGGAACUGUAAUCUUGAACAGAAAAUACGCAUCAAUCCACAUUUUAUAAUUAUAAUGUGUAGAACAAUGAAUAGUUUAUUCCAGUAAACACAGUUUUAUGUAAUUAAGCUCAACGCAGACCAAUGAUUACCCUUUUAUAAAUGUUAUUUAAUAUAAAAUACUAAUAAUUACUACUACUAACACUUGUACAAGCAAAUUAAACUUACACAAUCUGUAUGUUUUUCCAAUGGCAAACCACUAACAGGGAUGAACACAGGAUAUUUACGAAUGAGAUGGGUGAGGGCGAUAAGAAACUGGGUGAGAUCAAAUCGAAAAAAAAACAUAUUAAAGAUAGUAUUGAACAGAUAAGAUGAAUUAGUAAACUACUCAUGAAUUUAUCAUGUUUAUGAAACGUUUAUCACGGACUGCCACCAAAUGCCCUGGUAUGGCCGACAAUAGCAAGAGUCAGUUUUGUCUCUUUCGAAAUGCUCUCAUAUGGCCAUGCGCAUACAACUACUGCCAGGGAUGUCCUACUCACUGCCUUCUAACGGCACUACUGUUGUUUACGAAAUUGAGAGGAAGAAAAGCGACUAUCCAGCGCUUUAACCGGGUUGGCGGACACGGAGAGUCUACCUAUGUGAGUUGGAAAACCCUGAUUCCAAACCAAUGGUGUACAUGGGCUCCAGUAUUAUGAGGGAACAAAUGGCGUAUGAACCAAUUAUUGGUCACCGGCUUCCAUGGCACUGCAUCUCCCAAAGUUGCUGCACUGCUUUGUGGGUUAGACCUUUAUAACAAACAUUCCGGUUGUGGCCUCCUGCGAAAAACCACCUGCUUCGGUUUGGGCACACGGGCAGUAUCACAGCCCUCACACAAAUCGAAUGAUUUAUGUGGCGCAUAUCUAUUUGGUGUAUGCCCGGUUGGGGGCAAUCUUUAUCGUGUGAUGUUAUCUGAUGUAUAUCGUGGAUUAGAAAAGCUUAAAUCAAACCAUAUCAUUAAUUCAUCAAGUUACUGACUUGUGACCCAGUCACUGUGUAGGUGUAGUUCGUCGUUUUUGAGAUAAUAUGUCACACCAUUCAAAUGAAUAACAAUAAAGCUAAUAAGUUUCUUCUCCAAUUAAAAUAUGCUUCUUACUUACUUUAUAGUGUUGUUUUUUUCUUUAUAGUUAAGAUAUGUAGAAUUCUAAAAGAAUCUUAAUUUGAUAUUGGAUAGUUUAACAUAAUCGAUAAACAAAAACCCAGGAUCCAGGUUUCGUCUUAACUGGCAUUUGUGCCAACACAAUGUAUUGUGGGAGUAUGUUUCCCUACAUAGAUUUGCUCAUCUCAUUUAAGUAGAGCCAAGUGUAAUGCAAUAGAUAAUCUUACCAAUAAAAUGAAACUAGAAAAGUUCGAUGUAGAUUGGUUGAAAACGUCAAAAAUGAACUCGAAUUCUUAAAACAGAUUAUGGGUGGGUUUUUGGUACCAACUAUAGGAGUAAUAAAUUAAAACGAAAAAACUUACUUUCUUGUGAAAACCAAUUCCUACAUUUGCAUUACUAUCAGUAUUAUUGCCUUGAUUAUUUAAAGAAUGAUAUACCAUGAAUGAAGGAAUCAUAGAAUGCUGUCUAUUGAGAGUAUUAUCAUCAACGACAGUAUCAGAUUGUUUAUUUUCAAAAUAAGUCAACAUUAAUCGAAUCGCUGUUGAACGAAUCAAACGAAUUUUACUAUGAAUAGUUAAUUGAUUCGAUUUGUCACUUUCGUGUUUGAAAAUCGAACGUAUUAGUUCAUCUGAAAAAUGAAUUAGAAGAAUUCAACUAAUAAUAAUAACUAUCCUCUAACUUUGAUAGGAUCAACAAUUGUUGAAAUGUAAUCAAAAAUGGAUGAAAAUAGAAAUAAGUCAAUAGUGGAAAUCAGGACUCGUAUUUCAUCCUGUUCGUGACUCAGUACCUCGAUGUACCUGCAACCCAAUAUUGAUGUUCACUGACAUAUGGAAUCUAGAUAGCUACUUAUUUGUGAAAUGAGUAUGGAUUUUAUUUGAGAGGGUUUGUAAUUUUCAUUCAGGAAUGUAACUGCAGGUACGUUCACUUGAAAAGUUCCGAAUGAGACGAAACUUAAGCAUUGGAUUCUAUUACAAGCUACUUGUAACUAAAUAGCAACAUCGAAGCAAUACAAUCAUUUAUUUAUUUAUUUAUUUGAACACAUAAAUAUUGGUACAAGAGAGCGCCAAUAUAUAUGCGCCACACAAAACAAUGAGAAUUCGAAGAGAAAUAGAAAAAAAAACUAAGGAGCGCAAAAGAAAAGGAGAACAGUAACGAAGAGAUUGGUGUAAGGUAGUGUGGUAGUAACGAGGGAACAAAAAGGUACAAUCAGAAGAAAUCUUUUAGGUAAGAGAGACACAACCACUUUUUAUGAAGAAAGUAAAAGAAGGUUACAGCAGGAUCGCCACUGACUUCUAUUCUGAGCCAUGUCUGAUAACGUCUCUAGCCACUGUGUUGCACCAUCUCUCGGACCCCAACCAGGGAGUCGUGAAGGACCGACACAAGCCAGUCCUUUGCAGCUUUCUUUCAUACCACGACACCAUGUCAUGCACUGACCACCUCUCCGCUUCUUCCAACCAGUCCCACAGUCGGCAAAUAAUGCACGACGUGGAAUUCUCUGGGACGACAUUCGUAGAACAUGUCCAAGCCACCGAAGUCGGUGUUUCAAGAUGGUGACACCAAUUGAAUUAUCAUCUCUGUGUCCGAACACACGAUACCGAACCUCUGCAUUACUGACAUGGUGUUGCCACUGGAUGUCAGCAAUCCUUCGGAGACAGAGAUGAUCGAACACAGAGAGUCGUCUAACGUCCUCAACUCGGAGAGACCAGGUUUCACAAGCAUAGAGCAAAACUGCUCUCACCGACGCGUUGUAAAUCCGGCCUUUUACAGCCAGACUAACAUCACGAAGGCGCCAAAGGUGGCCCAGAUUGGCAUAAGCCGCUCUGGCUUUCACUAUUCGUGCAUUGAUCUCAUCACUCACACCCCCAUCAGCACUUAUGCAGCUACCCAGAUACACGAACUUCUCGACUACGUCUAUCUGCUCACCAUCCAGGGUGAGUACAGGAUUGGAAUCCUGCCAGUCCUGUAGAAGUACUUUGCACUUGGAAGGUGCAAAGCACAUACCAUACCUACGGACACUGAUGCAAUACAAUCAGCAUGUAAUUAUACCAAUAAAGACUGAUAAAUCGCACAACAAAAAUGGAAACUACAAAUCAUUACAAACAUACAUAACUAAAUAUAACUAAAAUAUUCUCCAAAAGAAAGAGAAAACCAUUAGCAAUACCUUCACUCAACUCGAGUGCACAACUUUCUCUCAUUAUUUUCAACAUCAUUUUGUCAAUUGCCAAAUAUAAAGGAUCAAUUGAUUGAAUAAACAAAUUAUCAUAAGUAUUAGGUUGUUGUUGUUUUGUGGAAUUAAUUUCUUUGCCAGUUGAUACUGCAUCCACUGUCAUUGUUGACAAUGAGAAAGGAGCAGAAGAAGAUUGAUGGUUUUCAUGACUCGACUGAGAUAUAGUUUUUAUUCUUCGAAUUGGAAAUGUUUGACGUUGUUCAAUUUUACUAAUUAAACGUUUUAACAGUUGAAUAGUUUGUACACGAAAUUCUUUUUCAAAUUCAAUUGCCUUUAAGUGAAUAGAAAUAAUUUAGAUAAUUGGAUAUUUUGCAUGGAUGAAUAAACGAAUUGAUAAUUAUCAGGAGUUUUGUGUGGAGACUAUAGUCAUUUCAAUAGUUAAGAUCAUGAGUCAAUUGAAGCUAGACCACCCAUGGAAAACCUGGAUACAUUGGACGACCGAUUCAUCCAAUUUUGGGACAAUAUUUCUAUUUGAUAAUAGUGAUGUCUUUUUUCGUCGUGAUUGAUUUAGUUUUAGCAAAAGGUUAGAUUCCAGUUUAAUAGGAGCUUAAUUAUAGUACUGUUAGGAUCUAUUUAUUUGUUUCAUUUUAACACAUAGAUAUUGGUACAAGGAGGCACCAGAUAUAUAUGCGCCACACAAAUCUCAUUUCAUAUGUGUGAGGGCUGUGAUACUACCCGGGUGACCAAACCGAAGCAGGUGGUUUUCUUAGGGGACCACUCCCCGAGCCUUCGACCUGAAGGUCUGAUCCACAAGGCAGUGGAGCAUCGUAAGGAGAUGCAGUCCCAUGAAAGCCGGUGACCAACAAUUAGUUCGUACGCCGUUUGUUCCCGCAGGAUACUGGAGCCCAUAUGCACCAUUGGUUUGGGAUCCGGUUAAAGCGCCGGACAUUCGCUUUUCGUCCUCUCAGUUUCGUAUACAAUACUCCCACCACGAGAAGGCAGUGAGUAGGACUUUCCUAGCAGAGGCUGUAUACGCGUGGCCAUGUGAGAGCAUUUCGAGAGGGAGAGCGGACUCUCCCCACUCUCGGCCGUACCAGGGCAUUUGGGUGCUGUUAGGAUCUUUUAAAUAAGUUAAGAUUUAAGAUUGAUAGGAUCUUUUAAAUCUUAACUUAUUUACCGAUAAAUUUCAUGUGAUGAACUUGAAGAAUGUUUUCGUUAUAUUAAGAAUUUCUAGAAAGAAAUUGAAAUAUUGAAUCUUACCGCAUCAAAUCAAUCUGUUGUGAAAGUAUAAAGUCAACAUCAAUUACUAAACACUAAUUACCGUAUUUUUCUACUGAUUCUUUAAGCAAGACAGAACUUGAUUUAUUUAUUGUUAACAAACAUUGAAGUUUAAUUUCCUCUUUAUUACAGUUUAUCAGAAAUUUUAUUUUACAAAUAUAUUUUAAGAAAAGUGGGUGUACAUUAAAUGAGCACUACUGAGGAGUCCCAUACUAGGACGAAACGAUCGUCCAGUGCUUUCAAGUAUUCCAUGGUGGUCUAGCUUCAAUUGACUCAUGAUCUCAACUAUUCGAAUUGAUAAUUGGUAAAAAGGUAACAGACUAACUUAUUUUUUGUUCACUUCACAUGAAAUUAUUCAACGAAACUGAAUGCUAACCACAAUUAUCGUAUGAAGAAUAGUAAAACUACAUAGUUGUCUACAGUGAAGUAAGUGGGACUGAGUUUGAACUUGUAACGGUGGAAAGCUGAGUACUUCAAUCAUUAGACUUUUAGGUAGACAGCCAUACGAAAAACAUAUCGAGCUAUGAUGAUCGCACUACAAAGUAUGUACAUCAUUAAUCUUGACGACGAGCACCAUAAUCUAUGAGUGAGUGAAUGAGUGAGCGAUAAGCUAUAUAUAUGCCUAACCAAUUUAUAUUGGUUCAUACUAUUGUUUUGUGGUUUUAUCCAUUUACUAGUGCCUCAAUUGUUGUUUUGAUUUAUUCACUUAUAACUCCCUUAUACAGUGUGGUCUCACAAUAUCAUGGAUAGUUGAUAUGUUAAGCUUACCUGACAUAAGCUACCUAUCAUAAUCAAAUGAAAAAUGGAGCUGAAUUUAAACCAAAAAUAGAUCACAAUAUUUAUGAGAUAUGAAUAGAUGAUCACUUACAUGUUUAUUCGCUGCAUCUUUAUUAAAAAAUAUUCCAAGAUGUUUGAAAGAAUUAAGAGGAAGCGGUUUAUCAAAUUCUGGAUCAUUUUCCACAGCAUUCUUCAUCAUAAUUGGUAACAACUGAAAUACAAAUUUUUUUUUAGAAAGAAAGUCAAUUUUAUUGAAAAAACAGAGGGAACAAUCAAAUGUAACAAUAAACAUAUACGACAGGAUUCAAAGUUAUCUAGAAUAAAUAGCACUCAAUCAACAAUUCAAGUUAAUUAGCAUCAAAAGUAAGAAAUGUAAAUCACUGAAUGUUCAACUUAGUGAUUAAAGGUUAAUGUACAUACUGGUUCUAUGAAAUUUAUAGACAUUGGUCUAAUCUGAUAUAAUGCCACUGAUUAGCUAUACAAUUGGUAUUUCAUUAAAUUCUAGUGAUUAAGUGUGAUGAUGAAUUUCGCGCAAAUGUCCUAAUCAUUUUAUUCACUACUCUUAUCAUUAUUAUUGGCUGGUUUGAUUGAGUCUAAUGUCUUAAAAUAUAUGUAAAUUAAUACGCCAAAGUAAAGCUUAAGAAAGGUUUAAUUGAAUAACGAUAUCACUCUCUUUGAUCACUCGUUCUCAUAAUUUACACAAUAGUUCUAAUAUUCUGGUAAGCGUUUUUUUAGCGAGUUAGUGUUCUACGGGAUGAGGACGCUAACCCCAUGCCUAAUCCUCUUUCUUUACCCGGGCUUGGGACAGGCAGUAACUCUAGAAGAGCUACAGGCGGAGUUAGUUUUAAUAUUACUAUCAUAUUUUAUCAAUUACACAUAAAUACUGGUACAUUUCGGAGCCAAAAUAGAAAAAGUGAAAUUGUGCAGAAAUAGGGGAAGGAACAAGAAGUAUAAUAAACAUAAAUAAAUUAGUGAAAGAAAACAGUUUGUAAUAAACAUUUCAGUUAUGAAAAAUAUAAGCAGGAAAAUUCCAUUCAAGAGAGUUCCUCUAACUUUUAUAAACAAUGUGAACAAAAACUACAGCAAGACUGCUAUUAGCUUCUGUUCUCAUCUGAUAACGUCUCAAGCCAUUGAGUCAACUUCACCGCUCUCAGUAUCGCUAAACUACAACCCAUACCCAUUCAUCAACAGCCUAAAUAUGAGGUCAAUAAUAAGUCUCCAAUCAUAAUAAAACAAAGUUGAAAAAUCCAUAACAAACUCGAAGCGACGAAGAAUAGCAGAAAAUAACUAGGUGAUUCUAGAGACGUCUUAAAGGUGAUGAUACAAUAUUAUCAAUAUGAUUAACUAAGAAAUCACUAAGACCAUCGAUUACCACGACGCUCAAACUUUACUGGUGUUGGGAAUGGUUCGAAGAAAGUUAAGGGCGGCCAAACCAAAACGUAGCAUCAGUCUUUGAAGUCACUAACUUCUCGUCUGAGCCAGGUUGGUGGAUGCUGACUACUUCAUUGGGGUCCACGUGACUAUCGUAACCAAUGGAUGGAGACUCUGUGUAACAUGACUCAGAAUCGAUCACAAUGGCACAGGGGUAUACAUUCUUUGUCUUCAAACAGUCAGAUUAAAAUUGAUUUCUACGAAGUGAUUCUUUCUUUCUGUAUUAUAUUUUUAUACACAUUCUACACAUUACUACAAUUCAAGUAACUGCUUUUAUGAACUUGGUGUUCAUCUUGUUGUGUUAUUGAGGUAUGGCAACUUGGACCGAUGCAUAUAUGUGCUUAGUCCCACGUUGUAGCUGACUGACUGACUUGAGAAAUCACAUAGGGUUUGGGAAGCUAAAUAUAAUCACAUUUGGCUGAUCACCACCACUAUAUUUUUUAGCAGAUAAGGUCGGAUAUCCUAGCUCUCCAAAUAUCAUAUAUGGAUGAAAUGAUUUCUGUUGUGAAUUAAAAUAAACUGUUGAAUUACAGAAUCCCAUUUACAUAAUAUUUCCACGAAUUUGCCAAACAAUUUUCAGGUAAAAGUGUUUCCAAUCAAGAUAAAACAGUGAGCACGCUUAAAACUACUUGAUACACAUUAUUAUGUGUCACAUAAUGUGAUUGAUUCACCAAGAGCAUAAUCAAAGUUAUAAUAAGGUAUAAUAACUAGAUGACAAUAGAUUUAGAACCAGUGAUACAAUGGUUUUAAAGUUAAAUUAUUUCAAUACUAAAACACCAUUACUCCAAUGUCAUAUUAUCUAUAAAAUGAAAAUAACAAACUGAUUUACUUCAGAUAGAUAAUCGCCCCAAUUAUAUUUUUGAUUAAAACUGAUGCAAAGAUGUAGUGUAUGCUUAUUAUUAUUUUUGUUAGUAUGUGACAUAGUGUAAGCGAAUCCUUUAGGAAUAUAAAUUAAAUCUCCCGGUUUUAACUUCACCAACAUAACGCCUAAAUCACAAUAAAAGAGAUAGAAAAAAAUUAUUCAGUGAAAUAGUAGUUAUUAACAGCAACAAGAUUAUAAAAUUGUAAUGAAGGUGUAUAUUGUUAGAAAGAAUUAGACUCGAUAACGACGUAGAUGUCUCUCUAAUUAUCAACAGUAGCUGCUACCUUGAUGUGACCGACAGGUUCGCCUACCGUUGAGAUAUUCUUCUCAUUGGCUCUUACCAUCCCAAGGAGAUCGGUUGGAGAACAAUAAGACUUAGGUAAACUAGCAGUCCGACGGCAAAGUCUUACCGGCAACUGUACAGAGAUGUGACAGCAGUAAGAUGUUCUACUCAAGCCGCUAGCAUUUACCGUGGUGAUGCUCUCACAUAAUGGGAAAGGGUUGAAGGUCAGCACUAGAGUUAGAAAUCCUAACUUAAUCGACAGAUUUUCGUCGUCCGAGAUAAGGCCUCUAAGGUACGGAACUAACUCACUUGAAAUUACCUGCAAAAGCGUUGUUUGUGAUCAGUCUUAAGUGGUUAUCCUUCAGAUAUACCGUUCACUAUACCAGGUUUAUUUUCAGGUCUCCGAAGUGGAGAUAUUCUUCUACAGAGUGGGCAAUCAAGAAGUGACAAGUCUUUAAACUUCUCAUUUGGCUGACUGACUUAGCUCUAAGUUGAAAUUAAUGUGCAAUAAUGGGAUUACCUGUCGGAUCAAAUUAAAUUGUAUCGGAUGAGGGUAUGAAUUUACAACUUAAUGGUUGAAAGCCGAGUCAGUGCUUUAACCACACAAACACUGCUCCAUGACUAACUCUUACACCAAAAACUAUGAUUUAACACUGACUAUAUGAAUUUGAACUUUGUUACUGAGUUCAAUAAAUGUUUAUUUUAAUUCGAGCAUGUACUCUUUGAUUAUUUUGUUGAAUUGCUACAUACUCAGUAAACGUUUCAUAAAAAUGAACUUUUGAACUCUGAGCGCAGAGAACAAAACUCCAUCAAAAUAAAAAUGAACAAUAUGAUGGGAAUAUCUAGCAUUAAACUUUUUAGUCAUUUCAAAACUUUGAACUUGAACCACGCCUUCUAAGUAUCGUAAUUUUAUUGGCUGACCCUCAAGAUCAUAUGAUAUAUUUCCCUAUGAGCAAAUACUCAUAUAUUUUCUAGUUUCAUUAUUUCAAUUUCUGCUACAUAGUUUCAGAGGUUAGCACAUAAUAUUGGGAAUCUGGGUUGUUUGAUCGUUGUAUUCACAAACCAAGUGUUUCAUAUCAGAAGGGUUUUUGGUCGAUUGGAGAACGGUAAGACUAAAAGCAGCAACUCAAGGUCUGAGGACGAAGUCGUACUGCUGACUGUAGAGGGGUGUUACAGCAGUAAGGUGUUUCCCUUGGACAACCAGCAUCUGCAGCGAUGCUGCCUUCCCACAAGGAGGGGUGUGGUUAGAAAAGGUCGACCCUAAAAAUGUCACACCUCACCUUACCUCACGGAUUUCCGUCUCUGGCGGUGGGGCCCUUUGAAGAACGGAGCUAACACAUUAAAAACCUUCCCACAAAAAGGUCAUGCGCGACCGGCCUCAAGCAGUUGUCCCUCGGGCUCUGCGGUCAUGCUCCCAGGUCGUCAAGACCAACACUAAUCCAAUUUCCUUUUCAGGUUCCCCAAGAAAUACCAUUCCACGGUGUGGGCAGCAGGGAAGUGACAUCAGCCCUCAUAUCCGUAACAGCACACGAGACCAAGUCGGUCACAUUCAAAUCCCUCCUACACCUCCUAAUAACUCUUAUCUCCCCGACUAACCCUUCUCACGUCCUUUUAUCACCUCUCACUGCUAGGGCAAACGAUUCGAGUACGCGGAACGUUAUUCCUGGUCUCCUGAAACCACGCUCUAAACUUCAUGUUGGAGCUUAUAACGUCCGAACACUGUGCCAAAUAGGACAACAGGCUUCCUCAGCUAGGACUUUAGAAUCUCGGGCCAUCGAUGUGUGCUGCGUCUCCGAAACGCGCAUACAGGAUUUGAGUAGCGUUCAGGGCUCGUCAGGGCUGUCCACUCUCUCCACUAUUGUUUAACUUUGUCAUUGACGUACUUUUAGAGAUAACACUUUCCUCAUCUGAAUUUCCAGGGGUUGAACUUCUACCAGGAGGUUCACUUGUUGGCUUGGAAUAUGCCGAUGACAUAGUUCUAUUUGGUGAAGACGCUGACAAAAUGCAGAGUCUUCUGACCACUCUAAGCAACAAUGCAAGUAUGUUCGGGAUGCGGUUCUCUUCCUCGAAAUGCGAAAUGUUGCUUCAGGAUUGGGUUGCAUUGACACCCGAACUAAUGAUAGGGAGUGAAGUAAUUGAGCGUGUCGAUCGCUUCACUUAUCUGGGAAGUCUCAUCAGCCCUUGUGGUCUGGUGUGUGACGAAAUCUCAGCACGGAUAAAGAAGGCUCGACUAGCUUUUGCCAACUUGCGUCAUUUAUAGCGUAGGCGAGAUAUCCGUCUAUCAACCAAAGGACGUGUUUACUGCGCAGCAGUUCGUCCCGUCCUACUCUAUGGCAGUGAAACAUGGCCGGUAAGAGUAGAGGAUAUUCGUAGGUUACUAGUAUUUGAUCAUAGGUGUCUUCGAAACAUUGCUCGUAUAUCAUGGGACCAUCGAGUAAGUAACGCAGUAGUUAGGAAAUGGGUACUAAGUAAGGAUGGUAAAUCAAUUAAUGACGUAGUGAAACUUCAUCAGUUGAGAUGACUGAGACACGUGUUACGUAUGCCCAACCACCGACUGCCUCGACAUGCGAUAUUUUAUGAUGUAGGAGAAGGUUGGAAGAAAGCUAGGGGCGGCCAGACCAAAACAUGGCACGAAUCUAUGAAGUCACUGACAAGUAGACUGAGCCAUGUUGGUAGGUGUAGACUACGUGGUUGGGGACCGCGAGAUGAUAGCAACCGAUGGUUAGAGACCCUGAAUGACAUGGCUCAAAAUCGUUUACAAUGGCGCAGGUGCAUCCACUCUUUGUGUUCUCCCAAAUUCUAAUCUUCUGAAUUCUUCAUGUCUCUUUCUUUUUUCUCUUUCCAAAUUUAUUUCACUGGAUUAUACUCUUUAAAUAACACCUUCAAACCCUAAUUUUUCUGAAUACAGCUUAUAAUUUUACUACAUGUAGCACUACGGGAUUUGAAUCGACCACUGCAUCUCUAUGCUAAUGUGGUAUGGCAACUCGAACUGAUGUACGUACGUACGAAUUUCUACGUUGUUACUGACUGACUAUAAGUGAGCAGAAACUUUUGGAAAAUCUAGCCGGUUUUUCCUAAUAUCAAAAACACAGUCUACUUAGGGGAGUUGGAAAAUCCAGUCCAACAAGUUAUAUGGGCUGCAUUAUUCUAAAGAGACAGAUGGCGUGGAAACUUAUUUUGAUAACCGGAUACCAUGGAUUAAAUCCUCAGAUUGAAGGUUCAGGAAGUGGUCUUCGAAGAAAGUCACCUACGAUUUGGGAAUCCGAGUGGCUUCUGAACCUUCCCUCUGCAUAUAUACAUGCAUUUACUUUUCUUUAUUUGCAACACAUUGAUUCUGGUACAUUUGGACACGAAAUAAAUCAUGCCACACAAAUGAAGUGAAGAACUUCAGAAGAGAAGGGAAGCAAAAUAAGUAAAUAAACGGACAAGAUUAAUAGAUACAGUUUGGUUUAAAAUGCAGAUAAGAAAGUUUUCAUACAGUUAAAGGAGUUAGACUCACUUUUAUGAAGAAUGUAAUAGGACACUACAGUAAGAUUUCCAUACUGAUGUACACUAAUUGCUAACUGAUUAAUUACUGUUUAGAUAGUAUGUACAUCGUCAGAAGGUAAAACAAUCUUAGCUGCCCACUCAAGGUCAGAGAGUCUUCUUUCAGGUAACAAAUCCACACCUUCGUCACCAAUUCCUUCAGAGGUGUUCCCGGAAUUUCAUCUGCGAUAAGUUAAAGAGGAAGGAGAUAUUUGAACUAUGGAGAGACGUAAUUGUAUAACAUCAUUCUGUCUGAGGCUGUUUUAUGCAGAUUUUUACAGAUGUUAGCACACAUAUAUUGAUCAUUUUAUCAUUUCCUAAUUUUUUCAAGGUUAUUCAAGAGAUUGGUUAUAAUUGCUCUGCAGACAUUUGGUCAUUAGGUAUAACUGCUAUUGAAAUGGCCGAUGGUAAACCUCCAUUAGCUGAUAUUCAUCCUAUGCGUGCACUGUUUAUGAUCCCGAGUCAGCCUGCUCCAGCUUUACGUAAACCUAGCAAUUGGUCAUUGGAAUUUCGUGCAUUUAUUGCAGCAUGUUUGGCGAAAUCACCUGAAGCGCGUCCUACGGCAGCAGCUUUACUACAAACUGAAUUUAUCCGUAAUGCAAAACCUUGUUCAAUAUUAUUACAACUAAUUAAUGAAGCCAACGAAGCGAGAGAAAGACGUCUUCUACAACAACAACAACAGCAACAACAACAACAACAACAACAAACAUCUACGCCUGAUACACCGAUUUCCGAUGUUAAACGACGUCAUUCAGUAAUGAAUAAAAUUGAUGAAAAUCAAGUUAAAUCUAAACAAAAUCAAUUAUCUCAAGAUGAUGAUGAUAAUUUACAUACAAUGGUUCGUUCAAAUUCAACAUCUAGUCGAACUGCGAACAAUAAUAUUAACUGUAAUAAUAAUAAUGAAUCUGGUUUGGAUAUUGAUGGUGCGGCAACUUUAGUUUCAUUAUGCUCAAACGAAGAUCGCACAAAUCAUCAUAAUGACGGUGAUGAUGAUGAUGAUGACGAUGACAAUGGUAGUUUUAUACGUCAUCACGAUGAUGAAACAAAUGUCAAUAAUGCCUAUAUAUCUUCCGGUAAUCUUGAUACAAUGGUUGUCAAUGAUGGCGGGGAAAGUGAAGAAGAUAGUGGUUCUGUCGUGGUACAUGAUACAACUGGUGGUUCGUCAGAUGGACUAGAUGAUGCAGAACGCGAUCAACGUGAAGCUUUCGAAUUACUAGACGCUGCUCUCCCACCGGCUGUGCCUACUGAAGGUACACUAACUAGGAGAAUUGAUAAGGCCGUAAAAAUGGUAAAUAAUAUCGGUUGUGAACAACAAUCAAAUGAUAUAAAUAAUAAUAUGAAUAUAGGCGGUGGUAUUGGUCAUGCUCCACCAUUUAUCCAAAGACCAUUUGCACCAUUUUCUCGUGCUAUUCAACAAUCUGGUCUUUAUACAAAUGGAUUAACUAAUGAACCAGGUUCUUUAAGUCGUUUAUCUUAUACAGAAUUAGAACAAUUACUUAUAUCAUUAACAAAUGAUUUAGAAACAGAAUUAAGAAAUUUAGCUGUUCGUUAUCGUCAUAAACGUCAACCAUUAUUAGAUGCAAUUGCAGAGAAAACAGCACAAGCAUCAAUAAAAACAACAAAUACUAUAAAUAAUGAUAUAACAUCAAAAUCUAAUCCAAUUACUCAAUGUUAAUCAUUGUUUACUUAAUUCAUUUCAUUAUUAUCUAUUUAGGUUUUAUUGCAUGGUAACCAUUGAUAACCCUAUCAUCAUUGAUUUCAAAUAUAUUUCACCCUCUUUCUUUUUUCUCUUUGUUGUUCAUUAUGAUUAUCUAUCGUUUAUUCCUGUUUUUGUCCUUCAAUGAAUUUGUGUUCAUUUACGAACGAUUGAUAGAAGAUAGGAAAUGUGUUAUUUCUUAGUUAAUUAAUUUUCAUCAUCAUUAUCAUCUCAUGCUUAGUUUAUAUUUGUUUUCUAUUGACAACUGUAUAUUAAUCUUGUAUAUUUACAUGAAUAUAUAUACAUACUUCAAUAAAUGGC